Molecule: messenger RNA, 1668 nt
Organism: Coccinella septempunctata (seven-spotted ladybird)
Lineage: Eukaryota; Metazoa; Arthropoda; Insecta; Coleoptera; Coccinellidae
Exons: 2
Coding region: 1-1470 (489 amino acids)
Source: RefSeq, a predicted model, not a curated record
AUGUACGGAAAUCCCAAAGUACAUAAAGAAAAUGUCCCAAUGCGACCAAUCGUGUCUGAUGUACAGGGUCCCACAUGUAAACUUUCAAAUUAUAUUGCACAAAUCCUAACAGAAGCCUAUGACCAGGAUAAUGCAUAUUAUGUAAAAGAUUCGUUCGACUUUUCCUACAAAAUUAACAAUUUUGAAUUACCCCCAGAUUAUGUGGUGAUAUCACUUGACGUAGUCAACCUAUUUGGCAACAUAUCAAAAGAGUUGGUACUGAAAGCAAUAGAAUUCCAUUGGGACAAGAUUGAGGCAUGCUGCAACAUAUCAAAAGAAUACUUCAAGGAGAUAAUCACCUUCCUCCUGGAAUCAGGUUACUUCAUGUUCGAUGGCAGUUUCUAUUUGCAGAUGUUUGGGUGCAUUAUGGGAUCCAGACUUAGCCCGAUCUUGUCAUUAUAUGUGAUGGACUAUGUACUCAACUCCUGUAUACCUAGAUUAACAUUCACACUUGCAUUUAUAAAAAAAUAUGUGGACGACCUAAUAAUAUCCCUACCAUCAACGGGAACUGAGGAGAUAUUGCAAGUUUUCAACAGUUUCGACCCUAAGUUGAAGUUCACGAUUGAGACAGAAGAUUGUUAUAACUCUGUUCCGUUCUUAGAUACCAGGGUAUGCCGAGUGGAAAAUAAAAUAAAAUUAGAUUGGUAUAGAAAGACGACUUCUGCAGGAAAGUUUAUACAUUUUUUAUCUGACCAUCCAAUAAGCAUAAAAUUAAAUUUCAUUAAAGAACAAAAAAACAGGAUUUAUAAAAUCUGUGAUCCAACAUUCAGAGAUGGAAGCAUAAAAAGACUGUUUGAUCUUUUGGUUGAGAAUGCCUAUCCUAAAACAAUGUUGAAAAAACUUCUGUAUUCUGCUUCAACGUUGCCCUUGGCUGAAAGUCCAACACAACCUGAUAUGGUAGGAGGAACAGAAGUUGUUAAAUAUAGAAGCAUCCCGAAUAUCCCUUACCUUACCUACAAAAUUAAAAACUGUUUUAAAGAUUAUAAUGAAAAAGUGAAAAUAGUGGCACAGUGUAAAAAGAAAGUGGCAAAUUUAUAUUCAAAACUAAAGGACCCUAUACCAAAAGAAAUAAAAUCUAAUGUAGUGUACGAACUGGAAUGUGCUGACUGUCAUGAAACCUACGUAGGUCAAACCUCUCAGUGGCUUAGAAAUCGCAUGAACUUACAUAAAAGUGAUAUAAGAACAAAUAACCUGAGAUGUGCAUUGUCUGUUCAUGCUAAUAAGUACUCACAUAGUGUUGAUUUUAAUAACGUAAAAAUUUUAGAUGCAAAUAUAAAUUAUAAAAAAAGAUGUAUACUAGAAAUGAUCCACAUACAAACUCAAAAAAGCAAAAUUAACAAGAAAACGGACACGCAGGGACUAAGUCCAAUAUAUGCAUAUCUUCUAGAACUUUCUAACAGACCAUUUUUCGAUGGUCCAGUUGAUGAAUGACAUUUAACCUAACAUUGUUUAUUGCGUAUUACAAUAUUGCGUUUCUUAAUUGAUAAUCAUUUAAUGUUACCCUGUUUGAUAUUUGUGUCUACUUUUGUACAUUUCUUAGACUUAGAGAUCAACCUCGCAUUCAUUGCCCUGAGGAAGAAGCAAAAAAGCUUCGAAAGCUAGGCUUUACAUGAAUAAAGAGUAAAUAUA